GGUCGGGAAUGUGUGGUGUGUGGGGCGAUGUCAACUCCCCUGUGGAGAAGGGAUGGCACCGGGCAUUAUAUAUGUAACGCCUGUGGCAUUUACCACAAAAUGGCUGCCAAUGGCCGACCUGAGAGUAAACCUAAUCUAACAGAAAACAGAACGCAAGCCGGAAAUAGUCGGAGAAUGGGAUUGGCAUGCGCCAAUUGUAUGACAAGUACGACAACUCUGUGGAGACGAAAUGCUGAAGGCGAACCAGUGUGUAACGCUUGUGGUCUAUACUAUAAACUCCAUCAGGUGAACCGACCAAUGUCCAUGAAAAAAGAUGGAAUCCAAACCAGAAAGCGGAAACCCAGAACACCUUCAAAA
This is a messenger RNA of Lottia gigantea (owl limpet), 357 nucleotides long. RefSeq lists its product as hypothetical. Gene Ontology annotation, molecular function: zinc ion binding; RNA polymerase II cis-regulatory region sequence-specific DNA binding; DNA-binding transcription factor activity, RNA polymerase II-specific. The record is from RefSeq and is a predicted model, not a curated record. Lineage: Eukaryota; Metazoa; Mollusca; Gastropoda; Lottiidae. Gene Ontology annotation, biological process: cell fate commitment; negative regulation of transcription by RNA polymerase II; positive regulation of transcription by RNA polymerase II. The annotation marks the transcript as partial. The transcript has 3 exons.